Molecule: messenger RNA, 3967 nt
Organism: Hydra vulgaris (swiftwater hydra)
Lineage: Eukaryota; Metazoa; Cnidaria; Hydrozoa; Anthoathecata; Hydridae
Source: RefSeq, a predicted model, not a curated record
UAAAAAAAUAUUCUUUGUGAAAAAAAAAGAAUCAAAUUUUUUGUAAUAUAAAAAAAAAAAGAAGAUAUUUACAAAAACUAUGAUUCUUUUGAUUGUGUUCAUUUGUUAUGUAGUCAUUUAUAUUGAUGCUACUACUUUAACGUAUGCAAAAGCUUGCAAAUCUCCUUCUCCAUGUCCUUUUACUGAUUGCGUAGACACUUCGCAGUUAACAUCAUUAGGCUUACCUUCGGUAAUUUGUAUUUGUAGAAGAGCGUAUCAAGAUGAGAAUGGAACCUCGUGGAAACAAGGGUAUGAAGCAUGUUCAGACGGUUUUCAACCUUUAUCAUUAAGCCCGCAAGAAAAUGGAACAAAGAUCUCAACUCCUAAUUAUGAGUUUGAAGCUCUUCCGGAUGAUCAAUUUCAAUCUAAUUUAUCCACAUCUAUAAAGCCAUCAGUUGCUCGUCUUUAUCAAUCUACCAAUGGGUUUUUUAUAACAUUUCAAACAUAUUAUUUUCAAAUUGACUUAGAAACUGUAGCCUUUGUUAGUAUGAUAGCUACACAAGGACCGAGGAAUUUUGCAGUUUCCGCAAUUUUAACAUCAUUUUACAUUGAUUAUGGUAAUGAUUUAACGAACCUCGCUAGAUUUCAGUUCAAUAAUAUUAGUUUUCUAUUCAGAGUUCCUCCCGACGUCAAAAAUAAUGAUGUCACAUUCAACUUUUUUGGUUCAUCUGGAAUCGAAGCUAAAAUAAUUAGGGUUAUUCCGUUUAAUCAAAAUGCAAAAUAUUUAAGAUUAGAGUUGUAUGGUAAGAAGACAUUAAAUGAGUGUUCGGUUUCGGAUUUCAAUAGCUGCGAUAAACAAAAUGCCAUAUGUACGGACACAAUUGCUGGCUACAACUGUACUUGUAACCAAGGUUCAUUAGGCACAUCAACAGCAUUUAAAUGUAAUCUAAUAAAUGAAUGCACAACCACUGAUGCUAUUUAUAAAAACAAAUGCAGUUUCAACGCGACUUGCAUGGAUACGCAAUUCGCUUACAAUUGCACGUGCAAAAAAGGUUUUCAAGGAGAUGGUUUUUACUGUGAGGACAUUAAUGAAUGUGCACUGUCUAUUCCUCCAACAAAUCCAACAUGUGACAGUGUUAAAGGAUAUUGUGUUAAUACGAUUGGCAGUCACAAGUGUUUUUGCAAAACAGGAUACUCAGGUGAUGGAACAAAAUGUGUGGACAUUAACGAAUGCAGAAAAGGAAUGGCCAAAUGUGAUAUAAAUGCAGAAUGCUCAAACACUGAUGGAUCAUACGUUUGUACCUGCAAUGGCGGUUAUUCAGGAAAUGGUUUUCAGUGCGAAAACAUUGAUGAAUGUUUGAACUUUCCUUGCUCUCCAUAUGCUAAUUGUACUGAUUUGAAACCAUUCUAUGAGUGUAAAUGCAACAAAGGUUUUUCCGGUAAUGGUAUAACUUGCACUGACAAAAACGAAUGUGAUGAAAAGGAUACUUGUCGAGAGAAUGAAAAGUGUAUGAACACACAAGGAUCAUAUCUUUGCAUAUGCCCUAAUGUUAUGCCUUUGCAAAAACCCUUUAAUGAAGAUUAUUAUGAUCGGAAGGUUCUCGGUUUUUUGCUUAACAACUUAAAAGAUGACACAGAGGGAAAUUAUCAAUUUUCUCUUGAUUAUCAUGCGCAAAAAAUACGUACUUUAUACUACUUUUUAGAAAAAACUUAUGAGUUUCAUUCUUCAAAAGUAAAAGAAUCAUUUUUUAUGAGCCAGACCGUUGGAAGUUACUUUUCAGUUGAGCUUUAUACUUUUCGCUGUACAGAUGUUGCAAAUGUAUCAUUCCCUAAUUUUUGUCAUUCCAGCUACGGAAACUCUUUUUUUUCUUUUUUAACAGAUAUUGUUAACAUCCGGUUAAUAGAAAGCGUUAUUACACCACAAGAAUCUUACGUCACUCCUACUCCCUACAUUUUAACUAAAGAUUUCGUAAACAAUCUACCUGAUACAACAAACGCAAGUUCUGUAUCUAAUGAUACCACAAUAACUAAUGUCGUUCCGCCUUUCAUUUGUAAAAACGAUCCCAUUGUAGGUUCACUGACCACUUCAGAAGGUUAUUUUAAAAGUCCAAUUAUUAAUGAAACAAAUAAAUAUCCUCCAAAUGCCAAAUGCAUAUGGACCAUUGUUGUUCCUGAACCCUUUAAUUUAUAUGUAAAGUUUGAUCAUUUUGAUCUUGAGGUAAGCAAGUCUUGUAUAUAUGACUAUGUGGCUGUCAUGGAUGAGAAUGGCAAUCAACUACAAAAGUACUGUGGAAACAAUAAAACAAAUUACUUGUUACCUGUUAGCUCUGGUAGUAAGAUAAUAGUUGAAUUUUUUAGUGAUAGGGAAGACGAGUAUACUGGUUUUACCGCAAAAUGGGGUCUCUUGUAUCCGCGUGUUACUUUAGCAUGCAUUAUUUAUAACCAGUUAGCUUCUCUACCUGACUCAAUGGUUGAAAAUUGGAAAAACAAUCUUAAACUUGAUCCGAAAAACGAAUUUGUUCCUGUAUCAAAACUUAUAGCAUGUAACCAGUACCCAAAAUGUAAUUUAUCUCGCCCUGGCCCUAUUUUGUACACAUUUCAACAUUUCAGAGACGAUAGAGUUGAAAAAAAGUGCAUUUUUUGGAGUCUUUACUCAACAGCUACCACGUAUUCAGAAAAUGUAUGUAAAAAAAUCAAAACUAACAAAACGCACACUAUAUGUGAAUGUCAAACUUGGGGCAUAGUGUCAGUACUUGGGCGUGCAAAAGUUUAUCGACAAAAAUUCCAAUUCGGAAUAUAUAGUAUUAGAAUAAACUGUUUUUACUCUAGCUUGUUUGUUACGUUAAGUUUGGUUGUUGCUACUGUUUAUUUGUUUUUGAAAGAUCAAUGGGGUGCCACUGCCUUGGAGGCUAUUCGUAUGAAAGAAUUUGAUUCCGGUAGAGUUAUUAAUUUGCACAUUAUGGUAAAUACAUUGAUGACAGAAAUUGUUUUUCUAAUAAUUACUUUCAAUGUGACAGACGAGUCUAUAAGCUGUUACAUAUUAGUUUUCCUUUUCUAUUACUUUUUGCAAGCGGUAUUCUUUUGGUUAUAUAUUUACACAUUAUUUUUGCAAAGUCGAGUACAAGAAAUAUUUGAUUCUGAGAAAUACAACUCUUACAAAAUAUACCUCUUUGUUGGUUACUUUGUUCCGUUACUUGUUACGCUAACAAUAAGUGGCUUAAACUUUGAAGCUUACAGCAAAGAACUAUGUUGGUCAUUAUUUGAGGGAACAAGCGUAUGGGGAUUUUCAAGUGUUAUAAUCACAAUUGCAAUCGUGACGCUUCUUAUGUUGCUUGAUGUGUUUCGAGAAUCAAAAACAUUACCCAAUGGCAUAAUAUUACAAGAAAAGUGCAUGAAAACAGGCUUUACAACGUUUUUUAUGCUUUUAACAGCAAUAUUUGGUGUAGUAGGAAUACAGACUGAGUUAUUUAGUUGGCAAUAUUUGUUUUCUCUGUGUAACCUACUGCAAGGAUUUUCAAUUGUCAUUUUAUACUGUAUUUUAAGAAGGGAAGAUCCGAUAAUUAAGGCUAAUCAAAUCGGUCCGAUCCCAGAAAAAAUAGAAGAUGACGAUGGGGACGAUAUUGAAGAAACUGAAGACGGCAAAGUAUUUUUAGACAUAUCUCCGUACGAAAGUGAAGUUGAAGAUGUUGAUGAUGUUAAAGAAAACGUUCCUAGCGAGCAAAAAGAAUUUCCUUUGCGCAAAAAAAUAAUUGUUGUGAUUGAAUCGAAUGAAAAGGAGAUUAUUUAUGACGCCGCAUUAGAUGAGCAAGAUAAAAAUGAUUUGUUAAGUGAUGAAGAUCAAGAAAUAGAAUUUAGGAACGAAAAUGAAGAGGAUUUUUUUGUGCGAUAAAAAUGUUGAACAAUUAGUCCUAAAAAAGCUUUUAGUUUAAUUUUAUGCUCAAGAAUAUAAUAAUAAUAAUAAAAACAUUAAAUAAACUAAACUUGAAUA